Oryza sativa Japonica Group (Japanese rice) is the source of this 884-nucleotide messenger RNA. RefSeq lists its product as uncharacterized. NCBI's taxonomy places the organism in Eukaryota, Viridiplantae, Streptophyta, Magnoliopsida, Poales, Poaceae. The record is from RefSeq and is a predicted model, not a curated record.
UCUCGCCCUCCACAUCAUCCCACUCUCUCUCACCCAACGAAUUCCCUCGCAAAUCCGUCCAAGUUCAUCGACACAAGAAGCUCGAGCUCGCUGUGUGUGCUUGCAAUGGCGGGGGUGCACACGCACAGGGCGUUCCUGCUCUGCAACUACCUCCUCCUCGGCGCCGCCUCGGGCUGCAUCUUCCUCACGCUCUCCCUCCGCCUCCUCCCGUCCCCGUGCGGCCUCCUCCUCGUCUUCCUCCACGCCCUCACCGCCGUCCUCGCCGCCGCGGCCUGCUCGGGCUCCUUCACCGCCCCCGGCGGCGGCGGUGGCACGCACACGGCGCACACCGCGUCCGCCGUCCUCACCGCCAUCUUCCAGGGUGCCGCCGCGCUGCUCGCCUUCACCCGCACCGGCGACUUCCUCGCCGAGCUGCGGUCCUACGUCCGGGAGGAGGACGGCGAGGUGAUCCUCGAGCUCGUCGGCGGGCUCGGCGCCGCCAUCUUCGUCCUCGAGUGGGCCGCUCUCGCCCUCGCGUUCGCGCUCCGCCUCGGCGACGACGGCGCCGACGGCGACGAACACGACGGCGGGUACGCCAAGAGCUGGCAAUCAGGUUACCAUGUCUGAUCCAUCGAGACUGAUGAACAGAGAAGCAUAAGAGAGGAAUUCUUCGAUUCUUCUUUUUUCUUUGUGUUUAUUUACUGAAUUCGUGCGGCUAUUCAGCUGUGAUUACAGUGUUGCUGCAAUUUUUUUUUACUGCUCUCUUCUUGGCUUCUUGAACUAAAGAAGUGCAAGGCAAAUGUAUUGCUUUGCUGUGUAGUAUUCGUUUUCCUUUACCGGAUCUGGUAUAAAUUAGAGGAAAUCAUGUCAUUCGCUUGAAUGAAAUUUGUCAAAUUUCUCGUAAA